AUGGCAGAAACUCCUGACUUAGAAGAUGAAACGAAAUCAAUUGCCCAAGCCUCCACUCACUCGAAUGGUGAUGGGGGCAGAAGCAAAAUCAAGAGGUCGAAAACAUUCACUGGCUGUUACACAUGUAGGGCCAGGAAGAUACGGUGUGAUUUGGGUAAACCUGAAUGUCAGAAGUGCAUAAAGUCUCAAAUACCGUGUGGUGGAUACGACAUAUAUCUCAGAUGGUCGAGUCCCAUUCAGUUUAACCCAAAGACAGGCAAUGCACUAGCUCCGCUGGGGGUGUUCCAAAGGACUCAAGACAAUGACGAUGAUAGUAUUAACGAAGAGGGAGGAGAUGGUGCCUCUGCAUAUGUAUCUCAUUUCUCAAGAAGACUGGUUGGAUUUGUCGAUUGGGAAAACCAUAAGCCCUACAGAUACUACCAGGAUAUGGAUACAGAUUUGGCUAUUUUGCAUAACAGUCAAUCGGAUCCUUUGAUACUGAAAAACAAGACGAAGAUGUUGGGGCCCUUUGGAGUUUUCCAAGGUUCUGUACCCAAUUCAUCUCCAGUUCUCUCUAAAUCUGUCAGUGUGGCUCUGACCAAUGGUAACGAGUUACGUAGAGCAAUGAGCAGUAGAUCCGCUGCUUCAAGCGUUAAAGAUGGUGGGAAAGACACCAAAGUUACAGCGGAGGCUGGCCCUUCAACACAUUCCUCUUCGGGUUCGCCAUUGAAGAAGAAAAAGCUAAAUACCAAUCUCACAUCUGAUGCUAUUCCUACGACAGGAAAUGGAGGACUCAGUCCCAACACUGAACAGGUGCCUGCUAUGGGAGCACAAGAUCUCUGGCUUUCCAAUGAACUUCGUGAUGAUGCUAUGCUUACAGCUGCUGCGCUUAAUGGUGAUGUUCAUUUCUUAGACCUUAUGUCUACUAUUUCAACACCAAACAGCAACAUUUUUACUCCAGUGAACUUUAACAAUUACAACUAUAAUACCAAUCAAAAUGAUUUUUUGAAUUUGGUUUUCCACAGGAAUAGCAAUCAUCAGGGCCAGCAGCAUCUGAAUGCCAACGGGGUGCCGCUAGAUCUACCAGUUGGUGACCAUCACACGUCCAUGCUGCAACAACAAGAACAACUACAAGUACGAGAGCAGUCGCAACAGAACGAUAUUCAACCACAACAGCAACUUCAUCAAAAUCAGCAACAACGACACCAACACCAACAACAACAUCAACAGAGCAUACAGCACCAGCAGUCACGUCAAUCACAAAACCACCAACAUGUAUCACUAACAAACGAUGCACAAUACUCGAACUAUAAUGAUUAUUACUAUAAUAAUCCAUAUAAGCAAAAUGAAAAUCUUGAAAUUCAUCUUGAUGCUUCGAGCAAACAUAAUACUUCUAAUGAAAAUGAACCAAACACUGACAUAGUUGAAGGCGAACUGAGUAAUGCGACUACUAUGCCAACUUCCAUCAUGUGCACAGUUCAAAGUUUACUUGAACCUAAAUUAGGCUAUGAUCUUACCAUCCCGCCUAAUUCUCCCGAAGAAAACAAGACUAAUAACAGUAACACCACCACAAUUAUUCCACCUGGACUUCCCUCAACGGCUUUACAAGUUCAACCAUUGACUAGGUACUUACUUAAUUAUUAUGUGACUACAGUUGCCGAUUUAAUGACUGUGAUUCCGUUAACUGAAAAUCCUUGGAAAUCGAUUUAUUUCCCUAGAGCGCUUAUGGCAAUCGGAGAGCUACUGGCUUUAGGUCAUACUAGUGAUGCAAAAAAUGCAUUAUUGAAUGCAUUAUUGGCCGUCCUGGCCUUCAAUCUCCAGCUGAAAUUUCCGAAGAACUCUUCACCAAUGAAGUAUUAUCUUAACUUGGGGAUUAGACUAAGAAAUCAAGCGUCCGUGUUUGUCAAAAAGUUACUUAACAGUAAUAACGAUGGAAGCAUUGAGAACUGCGUCAGAAAUGAGAAAUAUAAAGACGUUUUGUGUGCCGUCAUGUCAAUGAUUAGUGUUGAUUUAGUUUGGGGUACAAUGCAAGACACAAACUACUAUAUAAACUGGUGUGGGAAGGUUAUUUCACAGAAGAUGAUCAAUAAAAAGAAGUUGUCUACGAAAGCAAGAAUUCUACAUCGGAUUUUCAGUAGUUUGAAAUUGAUCCAGGAUUCCACUUGUUUGGAUUUGGAGAACAUUAAACGAGAUCUUGAAAUGGAAUAUGAUGUUAAUGGUGAUAAAUUCGGCAAAAAAGGAGGUAAAUCUUCUUUAUCAGACAAAAAUGAUUGGAAAGACGAGAAGAAUAAAAUUGAUUACUUGGUUUCAUCUGGAAACAGGACUAUGACUCCAACGAGCACAACAACUGGCCCAGCAUCCAUCAAACUCCGUAAAGCAUCACCAUCUUUCUUGAACAAAAAGUUAAUAAAUACGAAGAAGAAUGAUGAAAAUUUUGCUACCGAUGCGUUAUAUGGACUUCCAAACUCUCUCAUUAUGCUAUUCUCGGAGACAGUUCGAUUGCUUAGAUCAAAGAUUUAUCAAAGUCACCAAGGCAACAGCAUGGAAACAUUCAAAGAAGAAGUUGACGUUGUUUUGAAAAACUUGGAGAAUUGGAAGUUGGAUUGGGUUCUAUACGAAGGUGACAUGAAAUUUUUUAGUCCAAUGCAUGAAGCUACAUACCAUCAUAUUAUGUCUUUUUACCAUGCUUUGAAUAUUUACUUCAAUAAACUUAUAUUGGAGAAGCCAGGGCUGGAAUUGCAACAAGGCGUUGAAAAAACAUUAGAGCAUUUGAAUGCAAUUCAGAUAUUAAUAUCCAAAGAUGAGGCUGUGAUUAUUCCAUUAUUUUGGCAAGGAUUCAUCGCAGGGUGUGAAGCAAUAUCUCAAGAGUUACAGAUGGGCUAUAAGAAGUGGGGUGCAGACAUUUCACAAUACUUGGGUAGUUAUUGGGGUGCAAGACAAAUUAUGUUGGAGGUUUGGAGAAGAAAAAGGAUGAAUGAGGAGAAGGACGAUUGGGUAAGUGUUAUUCAAGAUUGGGAGAUGAAUUUGAUGUUGAAUUAG
Dujonia railenensis is the source of this 3018-nucleotide messenger RNA. Lineage: Eukaryota; Fungi; Ascomycota; Pichiomycetes; Serinales; Debaryomycetaceae. The record is from the annotation of a GenBank genome assembly.